AUGGUAUCCUUUGAUGUCGUUUCGCUCUUCACCUCCAUUCCACAGCAACUAGCGAUAGACGUUGUGGACCAACUACUGGCAGAGCGCUAUGAGGAGAGGGACAAGCCCCUGAAGUCUGAACAUCUGCUCGAGCUUCUGCGCUACUGCCUCAAGACCUAUUUCACCUUUGGUGGACAAAUGUACGAACAAAUAAAAGGCACUCCUAUGGGUUCCCCUCUAUCAGGCCUAAUCGCUGAAGUAGUUCUCCAACGGAUAGAACACUUGGUGUUCGCUAAGUAUCAACCAAAGUUCCGGGCUCGCUAUGUCGAUGACACCUUCGUCGUUGUCAAAACUACUGACAUUGAGCACCUAAAGGAACUACUGAACUCGGUCGACCCGGAUAUCCAAUGUACGAUGGAAGCAGAAACGAACAACCAACUGCCAUUCCUCGACGUGCUUGUGCUCCGGAGUUCAACUGGACAACUGCAAACCGCAGUAUUCCGGAAAUCCACCGACACGAGACAGAUCCUACACUUCAACAGCAACUAUCCUCUGUCUCACAAACGUAGCUGUGUCCGCACUCUAUUCCAAAGAGUCCAAACACAUUGCAGCACGCCAGAAGAUAAAAGAGCCGAACGAAUGUAUCUUCAGGACCUAUUUGCAGCCAAUGGAUACCCCAGACAUUUUAUCGAGAGAAGCAGACUUCGGGUGCACAGACGACGGCCAAAUGAGCAGCAACCUGAAGUAUGGAGGACCAUUCCCUACGUUAAAGGGGUCUCUGAGGCGGUCUCUCGAUUGUUACAACCGGCCAGAGUAGGCAUAGCUCACCGACCACAGGCAACAAUUCGACGCCGUCUGAUGCAACCUAAGGACCCCUUGUCACCCGCCGAAACCUCUGCAGUUAUCUAA
Spirometra erinaceieuropaei is the source of this 888-nucleotide messenger RNA. The record is from the annotation of a GenBank genome assembly. NCBI's taxonomy places the organism in Eukaryota, Metazoa, Platyhelminthes, Cestoda, Diphyllobothriidea, Diphyllobothriidae.